This is a messenger RNA of Pyrenophora tritici-repentis Pt-1C-BFP, 2127 nucleotides long. RefSeq names its product ferric reductase. Gene Ontology annotation, molecular function: ferric-chelate reductase activity. The record is from RefSeq and is a predicted model, not a curated record. Gene Ontology annotation, biological process: copper ion import; iron ion transport; intracellular iron ion homeostasis. Gene Ontology annotation, cellular component: plasma membrane. NCBI's taxonomy places the organism in Eukaryota, Fungi, Ascomycota, Dothideomycetes, Pleosporales, Pleosporaceae.
AUGAAGUUCUUUCCCCGCGAAGGCCCGCUACCUGUCGCGCCUAAAAAACAGUCCAGCGUUUCUUCUCUGGGCCUAAUCAACAACACAGUGGCCUUUUUCCGAUUCAUCUUCUACCGUCCUAUGCGACCAAUUACGAUCAAAAAGGGAUGGAGACCGAUCGUGUUCCCAUCUCUGGCCAUUAUCGUCAUAGGGGUCUUGGCUCUGCUACUCGGCAUUCUCUACUGCACUGUUCCACAGCCGCUAUUCUGGGACAGCAUAUCCUACGGCUCACCUCCUCUGGCUAUUCGCUCGGGAAUGAUGGCAGUAGCUUUGAUGCCAUGGAUCGUCGCGCUUGCAACCAAGGCAAACCUCAUCUCUAUGGUGACAGGUAUUAGCCAUGAGCGGUUGAACGUGCUGCACAGAUAUGCGGCAUACAUUUGCCUAGUGCUGAGCAUUCUGCAUACCGUCCCUUUCUAUGUCACUCCAGUUUGGGAAAAGGGCGCACAUAGGGCUUUCCAGCAACUGUUCAAGCAACAGGGCGGCAUGUACAUCUACGGUACCGGUAUUGCAGCAUUAGUUCCCCUAUGCUUCCUCUGCGUGCAUUCCAUUGCACCUCUCCGUCACCGGAUGUACGAACUCUUCGUAGCCGUACACGUGCCUGUCGCCAUCGUCUUCCUCGGGAUGAUGUUUUGGCACUGCAACAACUACCUGACAUCAUGGAACUACCUUCUAGCUACGGUCGGCAUCUGGCUCGUCUCGUACUUUAUGCGACUCUUCUAUCUCAACUGGACCCGCCCAAAUCAACUCUCGUGGCUCAUCGGCGACGAAGCUGCCGUAACACUCAUGCCAGAGAACGCUAUCAAGAUCACCAUCCCAACGCGGAUGCGGUGGAGACCUGGACAGUACGUCUACCUACGUAUGCCAGGUAUCUCAGUAUUCGAGAACCACCCCUUCACCAUUGCUUCGUUAUGUAGCGAAGACUUCCCCUCGGAGUAUGGCGAGGGCUACCGAGACAUGGUGCUGGUCUUCCGACCUUUCGGAGGCUUCACCAGAAAGGUCCUCAACACUGCGCUCGACCAUGGCCCGUGGCACACAUACCGUGCUUUUGUCGAUGGACCUUACGGGGGCAUGCAGCGACGUAUCGAAGCCUUCGAUGACGUCGUUUUGAUCGCUGGUGGCAGCGGUAUCACUGCCAUUGUCUCGCAACUGCUCUCACUAAUCAAAAAGAUGCGCGAUGGCAAAGCCGUCACACGAAAGAUCCACGUGAUCUGGGCCCUGAAGCGUCCUGAGACCAUGGAGUGGUUCAAGGAGGAGCUCCGCAUCUGUCGUGAAUACGCACCACCCGAGACAGUAGAGUGCCAAUUCUACAUUACUGCUGCCAAACGUAACAUGGGCGGCGGUGUGGUUAGCGCAAAGACACCGACUCGUCCAGUGUCACUCUACUUUCAUGACAAAGUAAAUGACGCUUUCCAGAAUAUUGCUGAACACCGCCUAUCUGGCGUCUCAUCAAAACGGCACUCUGCUCUCAUCCGCGACGAAGCACAAGGUGACCCAGAGAAGGAGUCUGAGCUUCGUCGUGAGAACGAAGACCACGUCGCAGCGCUCCCACAGGCGCACAUGGUCCCCGUCAACAGGGGCCAUCUCGCACCACCACGUGCCAGCUACAACAGUGGGCGCGAAUCGGCCGAGUCAGCGCACAGCGCGAACCCCGAUCUUAUCUCGCCGGCCCCACGCGGGCUUGCCGCCCGCCGCCAAGAGCGAAACCUCCAGCUGGAUAUCUCACAGGCUGUGUCGGCCGGCUCUGGCGCCGUCAAUCCAGAGGUAGUCCACAACCCAACUGAGGGUGCCUUCGACUUUGGCUUCCCAUCCACACCUACCGAGUUCCAGAAGAACCUCAUGCGCUUUGCGUUUUUACCUGCAGCCGUCAAGAAGAAGAAUGGCUGGAGCACUGAGUACGGACGACCGGAUAUCCCAUUCAUACUCAAGGGGUUGAGUAAGAACUUUGGACGGCGAACAUGUGUGUUUGUUUGUGGACCACCCACAAUGCGUAUCAGUGUUAGUGAGACGAUCGCACAACUACAAAGCAGUGUGUGGAGUGACAGUGGGCGCGAUGAGAUCUUCCUCCACGCCGAGAACUACGCUUUAUAG